AUGGAGAUUCUCACGCAGCACCUGCAGGCCAUGGCGGACGCCGUGGACUUCCCGCUGAUGGACCGGUGGCUUGAGGACCACGUCGAUGUGCCGAUCGUCGCCACAGCGUUCUACCUUUUCCUCGUGCACGUCGUGCGGGAUAGCUACAUGAAAGGGCGCCCGGCCUACCACCUGCGUGGGCUGAACAUCAUGUGGAACCUCUUCCUCUCCUUCUUCUCCUUCGUCGGGGCCUACUACUGCGUGCCGCGACUCUACGAGAUCGUGACGGCGCCGGUGAUCAGCGGGUUGGAGCCGAGCUCGCUGCGCUACGUCGCGAACAUGACCGCGGCGAUGCGGCGCAACAUCGUCAUCCCGGACGACUUCCGCGAAGGCGUCGAUGCCGUCGGCGUGCGCGGCUCGCUGGACACGUCGCUCUGCGUCUACAAAGAUGACGUGUACCGCCGCAACAUCUCCGGUCUGCUGUGCCUGGCCUUCAUGUUCAGCAAGAUCCCAGAAAUGUUCGACACCGCCUUCCUCGUCUUCCAGAAGAAGCCGGUUAUCUUUCUGCACUGGUACCACCACGUCACGGUGAUGCUGUACUGCUGGCACGCCUGGAUCUCGCCCACGAGCAGUGGGCUGUGGUUUGUGUGCAUGAACUUCUCGGUGCACGCCAUCAUGUACUUCUACUACUUCAUCGCCGCCUGCGGGUACGGCAAGCUCGUGCGCCCCUUUGCCCCCCUCAUCACCUUUUUGCAGAUAGCGCAGAUGGUGGUCGGCUCGGCGAUCGCGGUGUACGUCUACUACAUGGACCAGUUCGGCGACGGCUGCGACUGCCGCUCCUCCAACGCGAAGCUGGCGCUGAUGAUGUACAUCUCCUACUUCGUCCUCUUCAGUCAGUUCUUCCGCAACCGCUACAUCAAGAAGAAGCCCAAGCCGUCGGUGCCCUCCACCAUCUCGUCUGCGGCGCCCUCGCUAAGCGCCGACAAGAAGACGCAGUAA
Molecule: messenger RNA, 978 nt
Organism: Leptomonas pyrrhocoris
Lineage: Eukaryota; Euglenozoa; Kinetoplastea; Trypanosomatida; Trypanosomatidae
Product: putative mitochondrial fatty acid elongase
Exons: 1
Coding region: 1-978 (325 amino acids)
Biological process (GO): fatty acid elongation, saturated fatty acid; fatty acid elongation, polyunsaturated fatty acid; very long-chain fatty acid biosynthetic process
Cellular component (GO): endoplasmic reticulum membrane
Molecular function (GO): fatty acid elongase activity
Source: RefSeq, a predicted model, not a curated record